Molecule: messenger RNA, 464 nt
Organism: Diorhabda sublineata
Lineage: Eukaryota; Metazoa; Arthropoda; Insecta; Coleoptera; Chrysomelidae
Gene: mRpL42
Product: 39S ribosomal protein L42, mitochondrial
Exons: 1
Coding region: 62-415 (117 amino acids)
Cellular component (GO): mitochondrial large ribosomal subunit
Source: RefSeq, a predicted model, not a curated record
UUAGGAUUCACUUAAUUAAAAAGAAGAGUUGAGGUUAUGUGUAUAUUCACAUAUUAAAAUAAUGUUUAACACAGCAAUAAGAGUUUGUUGCACUCGUUUGGUAAUAAGUAGAACCGUCAGUACACAACAAAAAAUUGUGACUACAGAUAAUGGCAGUACUUUAAUAGCAUGGCAUCCCAAAGAAGACUUUCCUUAUGAAUGUACAAGACCGUUGCCAGAAGAGAAACCCUGCGAAACUUCCACCGUAUUGAAAACAAAACUGACUCCUGAAUUACUGAGCAUAUUUAAUAAAAAGACUCCAGAACAAGCUAGACAGGAACUUAUGAAUAUAACUUUUACAACAAAGCAUAGAUGGUUCCCUAGAAGUAGAGAUAAACGAGCUAAGAAAACUCCUAUGGACCGAGAGUAUUUGUAAAUUAAGUCAUAUUUUCAGUGUAGUGAAGAUUAUUAAAUAAAGCUUUUAA